AGUGAGGUCACAGAUCUUUGAUUGGUCUAUGGAAUUUAAGGGGGGCCUAAAAACUCAUCUCAAAAAUUUCAUUCGGCGCGCUUUAAUUGCACAACUAGCGCCUGUGUACAGCUAACAAUUCCUCGCGAGUUUUAAUGAAAGAGAUUAUAGUUGAUUGAAGAUUCGUAAUAGUGCAAAGCAGGAAUAAAAUUCAUUGUUCUAGUAUGGCUGCUGUCAACAUAAAAUCUCUGAAAGAAAGCCAAAUUGGCGAAUUUUUGAAUUCAUUUGACACCGUCCUGACGGAUUGUGAUGGUGUUUUAUGGAUGGAAACGACACCAUUGGAAAACUCACCUGAAGUAAUGAACAAAUUUCGUGAUAUUGGGAACCAAGUUUUCUAUGUAACUAACAACAGCAAGAAGACUAGGAAAGAAUUAGUAGAGAAAUGCAAAGAACUGAAUUUUCAGGCAACAGAGGGUGAUAUAUUAUGUACAUCUUAUUUAGCUGCUUGUUAUCUUAAAGACUUGGGAUUUGACAAAAAAGUCUACAUUGUUGGAUCUACAGGUGUAUCCAAGGAGCUAGAGCAAGUAGGCAUAAAACAUUAUGGAGUUGGGCCAGACAUCGUUCAGAAAGAUGUGCCCUAUAUGUCAUUCCAGAGAGAUCCAGAAGUUGGAGCCGUCAUUGUCGGAUUUGAUGAGCACUUUAGUUAUCCAAAAAUACUAAAAGCAGCAUCUUAUUUGGCUGAUAAAACUGUACUCUUCAUAGGAACUAAUAGAGAUGAAAAAUUUCCACUGGAUAGCAAUAUUAUUGUACCAGGCACAGGGAGUUUGGUAAGAUGUAUUGAGACAUGUGCAGAGAGGGAAGCUGUGAUAGUGGGAAAGCCUGAUACAUAUAUUGUAGAUGCUCUCAAAAAACGCUACGCUAUAGACCCUAAACGCACUUUAAUGAUUGGGGAUCGAUGUAACACGGAUAUUUUACUAGGAACACGUUGUGGUUUCAAGACAUUGUUAGUAUUAUCAGGAGUAACAUCACUAACAGAUAUUGAAACCUGGAAAAAUUCUGACUCUCAAGAGGAUUUAGACCUUGUCCCAGAUUAUUACAUAGAUAAAUUGGGUGACCUAUUACCUUAUUUAAAGAACUUCGAACGAAGUUCAAGUGCCUAGAGUGCGUACAACAAUUAAAUAAUUAUUAUAGAUGCAAUUGUAUUUAUAUUCAAGUCAUUGAAAUAUAAGCAGUGUGAUGUAAUAAAGAAUCGAGUCUCACCGCA
Molecule: messenger RNA, 1243 nt
Organism: Athalia rosae (coleseed sawfly)
Lineage: Eukaryota; Metazoa; Arthropoda; Insecta; Hymenoptera; Athaliidae
Product: glycerol-3-phosphate phosphatase-like
Exons: 5
Coding region: 204-1139 (311 amino acids)
Cellular component (GO): cytoplasm
Molecular function (GO): phosphatase activity
Source: RefSeq, a predicted model, not a curated record